AUGAACUUAUUUGAAGUAGAUAUCAUCAAUAAAUUUAACCAAAGAUAUCCGUUCCAAAAUUUCAUAAAAUAUUGUUGUGGUGCCGAUAGAAAUACAACAGAAAAACUAAGGUUAACAACUUUUAUAAAUGAAGUUUACAGCAACAAUGAUAACACCAACAAGUAUUACAUAAAACAAAUUAUGAAUGAAAUGUUAAAGUACCUUGACACUUUUAUUAAUACCACUUCCAAUACUAAUGACAGCCGUGUGUGUUUCCUAGAUGAACCUGAGAGUUUCCAAGAAUGGUUAUAUGAACAGUAUAUUGAGUACUUAAAUAUUCAAUAUGAUCCAAAUCUAGAAGAUAUAAUAACGUACACUUUCUCUGUUGGUAACAAUAUUAAUAGCACUGGAUUACAAAUAAAAAUAAGAGAGAAACCUAAUAUAAUAAGUUCGGAAAAUACUACUGGUUUGAAAACAUGGGAGGCAGCAUUAUAUUUGACAUAUUAUUUGUGCAAGAGUUUUCCUAACGAUAAUAACAUUAAAACAAGCAAUAAUGAAACGAUGAAUGUAUUAGAGUUGGGUUGUGGUACAGGUGUGGUUGGCAUAAGUUAUUACAAACUAUACGCUAAGUACUGGGCAAAUUGCAAUGCUCAUUUAACAGAUGGUUCAGAUUUUGUAAUUAAUGAAGUAUUGCCAUAUAAUUGUAAACUAAAUGAUUGUACUAACGAAAAUGUACACCACUAUCAAAUGGAUUGGAGUGAGCCCUAUUUACGGUAUAUUUAUGAUGAUAAAAAGAUUGAUUUAAUUUUGGGUGCAGAUAUUACAUUUGACGAUGAAUGUAUUUACUAUUUGACUUAUUGUCUGAAAGAAUUAUUCCACAACAAUGCCAAAAAUGGUUGUUAUGCCUUGAUAUCUGCCACCAUAAGAAAGGAAACCACUAUUGAAUAUUUUAUUCAAAGGUGCAAAGAAUUGGGUUUGCAGGUCGAAUUAGUGAGUUCUUGUAGUAAUGAUGAUAAUGAUGGAUUCAUUAAAGAUGUAUUAUUUAAACCUUUAACUGCGCCUAUUCGUAUUUAUAAAGUGUCUUAUUACAUUUAA
This is a messenger RNA of Saccharomycodes ludwigii, 1074 nucleotides long. It is a transcript of the gene EFM3, whose product is annotated as protein-lysine N-methyltransferase. Lineage: Eukaryota; Fungi; Ascomycota; Saccharomycetes; Saccharomycodales; Saccharomycodaceae. The record is from RefSeq and is a predicted model, not a curated record. The transcript has a single exon. Bases 1 to 1074 code for a protein of 357 amino acids.